Glycine soja is the source of this 1256-nucleotide messenger RNA. Its product is annotated as late embryogenesis abundant protein At1g64065-like. The record is from RefSeq and is a predicted model, not a curated record. The coding region runs from base 384 to 962 and encodes 192 amino acids. The transcript is spliced from 3 exons. NCBI's taxonomy places the organism in Eukaryota, Viridiplantae, Streptophyta, Magnoliopsida, Fabales, Fabaceae.
UGGAUAAAGUGUAUUAUAAAAACAAAGUAGUGUAUUAGAGUCGAUUAAAAAGGGGGGAAAGUGUAGUACAUCUUCGAAUGUCAAAGUGUCAACUGUGAAUGUAGUUAGUUCUUCUGUUCUGUCACAAGCCAAAAAGCAAUACCACCACGCCGCUUUUAAUGGCAGUUCUGUUGAACAGCCUGUAAAGUGUAAUCCUACGCAUCCCCGUUCAACAGUUUCUCUUCUCAAUUUUCGUGACUGCCGACUAUCAUUUGAUAACGGAUCCUUUGAAGGAUUGCAUUUUUGAGAGAUUUCAUCUUUGCUUUGCGGUGGAUGUAUGCGACCAACACCCACCCCAGAUAACCUCUAUUGCAUUCCCAGGCUGAUAAGAAGGAACAAGCAGAAUGAAGGUAGGAUCUGGUAAAGGGAGAAAAGUGUGCCUGACGGUGACAGGUGUUGUGAUUGCAAUUGUAUUGCUAAUUGUGAUACUAGCGUUGACAGUGUUCAAAGCCAAGCAUCCUGUUACCACAGUGGACUCAACGAAGCUAGAGGACUUUCACGUGAGCUUGGAUCCAGUAAAACUAAGGGUAGAUUUGAAUGUGACCCUGGGAGUGGAUGUCUCAGUGAAGAACCCGAACAAGGUGGGAUUCCAGUAUUCAGACAGCACUGCCCACCUCAAUUACAGAGGGCAGCUGAUAGGUGAAGUCCCGAUCUCUGCCGGAGAGAUUUCAUCCGGUGAGACCAAAGGAUUCAAUCUCACCCUCACCAUUAUGGCCGACCGUUUGCUCUCCAAUUCUCAGCUUUUAUCUGAUGUCACAUCUGGUACAUUGCCCCUAAACACUUUCGUGAGGAUGUCUGGGAAAGUCAGCAUCUUAGGCUUUAUCAAAGUCCAUGUGGUUUCCUCCACUUCUUGUGAUGUUGCAAUUAAUCUUUCUAAUGGAACUGUUGGGAACCAAGAGUGCCAGUACAAGACAAAACUUUGAUUAGAGGUUUUUAGUUCAAGAGUGAAACUAGACUCUAGAUUAGUAGACUAUACACGUAUUGCUUAAUGAUGAAUUAAUUUUGUUCAUAUUUCACUUUGUUUCAUUUGUAGUUGUGAUUUGUAUCAUACUAGACUGUCUCGACCUACACUCUCCCUUUAAGUUAAGCUCCACAUCUUUAUGCUAUUUGUAGUUUUAAUUAAUAUGUAAUUACAGGGUAUUUCUUUCCUUCCACUUUUAAUUUUAUUAAGGAAUUGGUACCCUGCUAUAAUUAAUAGUAUUUUUUUUAGAAUUCAA